Messenger RNA from Drosophila guanche, 765 nucleotides. RefSeq lists its product as uncharacterized. The record is from RefSeq and is a predicted model, not a curated record. The coding region runs from base 180 to 662 and encodes 160 amino acids. NCBI's taxonomy places the organism in Eukaryota, Metazoa, Arthropoda, Insecta, Diptera, Drosophilidae. The transcript is spliced from 2 exons. Gene Ontology annotation, molecular function: nucleic acid binding.
CUCAAUGUCAAAAUCUUUACUUUUGUUUUCACACAACGGAAAGAAGCCGGACCAGCUGGAGUUUAACAAUUUGAAAAGCUCCAACUAUUCGCAGGAGAACGGUGAGUAGCAGAGCAACAAGAAAAAAAAACAACAAAAAAAGCGGCGAGCUCUCAAGGAAAAUUAGAAAUUAAAUCAAGAUGGAUAAGCCUGCCCCUUCAACGACAAGCAAGGAGAGAAUGGAAAUCAAGGAGCGUGAAAUUAGGGAAGAAUCGCGUAAAUUUCGAAAAUCUGUCAGCGAGAAAAUUGGCCAAUUUGUCAAAGAUGAUAGGCCGUACAUAGAGUUUGAGGCCGUGGAUUGUAAUCAGUACAUGGCCGUUUAUGACAUUGCUGCGAGUGCUGGCCUCGUAUCGCUGCUAUUCGGUGGCCAAUCGGUGGUAUACAAGAAUAAGCAUUAUCCCAGCGCCGAUGAGAUGGAGGCGCGAAUGAACGGCGAAGGCUGGAACGAGAAGAUAGCCCAGAAAUAUGCCGAAAAAAGAAAACUGCUAGUGGCCCAGAAGCAAACGUCUAAGGCUGCCGAGCCGGAACCGGAACCGGAACCGGCAGCCAAGAAGCCCAAGACUGCUGGUAUCAAACGAAAGGCUAAGGCUAUCGAGAACCCACCAGACGCCAAGAACAAAUAGCAGAAAGGCCAGAGCUACUUUUUUUUUGGAUUCCAACAUAAGAUCAACCAAAAUGAAUCAUUUAAAAAGGAGCGCACAACAAUAAACACAUAAGCAAGCGUUA